AGAUGGCCGAAGGAGCUGCAGAAUAUGAACUUGUUCCUCCGGAUGGAGGGUGGGGCUGGAUGGUCGUCUUAGGAUGUGCGCUGAGUAAUAUUACCAGCCAGUGCCUGAACACCAUAUUCAGCCUGCUGUUCGGAGAUAAACUGCAGUCCAUGGGCCUCGAGACGACGAGUGCGGCGGUCAUUAUGAACUCCAUGUUCUCAGUAACGCAGUUCUCAGGGCUUCUGACUGGACCAUUACUGAAGAAAUUCUCGAUUCGUCAAGUGUCUCUUGGCGGGGGACUGCUGACUGUGGCUGGCAUGAUCCUCACGAGUUUCGCAAACUCGUUCACCUACAUUAUCAUUACAUACAGUUUGUUAGUAGGUCUGGGUAGUGGUCUCGUCGCACCGGCUGGUUUCCUGGCCGUCAAGGCCUACUUCGUGAAGUACCGCGGGCGCGCCGUCAGCUUCUCCAUGGCGGGCGGCAACGUGGUCCUGAUGGUGAUGCCGCACGUGGUGCGGCUGCUGCUCGACAACUACGGCUUCCUCGGCGCCAUGUUGGUCUUCAGUGGCGUGUCGAUGCAUGGACCCUUGGGCAGCCUCCUCUUCCAUCCGCUCGAGUGGCACGCCAAGCGCAGACCAAUCGCCAGCGAGCUGAGGCCGCUCCAGGGUGAAGUCCAGGAAGGUGCGGACAAGUCUGGUACCGAAGCUGGGAGUCCUCAGGAGCGGAGGACGAGGCGGCGCACCUCAUCGGCCUCACUGGCCACCUCUGAGUUCGGGGAUGCGAGUGACGCGGUACCUGAUGACCGCUCCAGGCGGCGGCCCGUCACCAGCGAAGAGGAUGGAAAUGUCAACCAAGAGGUUGCAGAGACACCUCCGGGUCAACGUUCGCUAUGGCGACGCGCAGUGGCGUUCAUGGACCUGGACUUGCUGCGAAGCGGUGCCUACCUGAACGUUAUGCUGGGCACGGCUGCCAUGGUGACGGCCACCAUAAACUACGCCCUGCUGCUGCCCUUCUACCUGCAGCGGGUCGUCGGGCUGACGCGUUCAGACACGGCGCUCGUCAUCACCAUGAGGGCGAUCGGCGACUGCGUGGCGCGGUUCGGCGUCAACUACUUCACGGACCGGUUCCACGUCCGGCCGCGCAUUACCUUCCUCCUCGGAUCUGUUUUCAGUGCAGUAACUCGCUCAGGGCUGGCCAUGUCUUCAUCGUUGGUGAUGUUGUGCGUGUGGAGUGCUUUGUGUGGAUUCUGUCGGGGCUCUGCUGUUGUCAACACCAACCUCUGCGUCGCAGAAGUCUGCCCUGAAGAGAAGCUGCCAGCUGCCGUCGGACUGAACAUGGUGUUCUGCGGUAUCAUGCUGUUCGCCUUCGGGCCUAUUAUAGGUUACAUCCGCGACGAGACAGGAGAUUAUCCGUUGUGUAUACAUAUCCUCACUGGCCUGUUGUUUUUCUGUAUGCUGCUCUGGCUUAUUGAAGACGUCGUCCACUGGUACCGCCAGAAGAGAUGA
This is a messenger RNA of Schistocerca americana (American grasshopper), 1484 nucleotides long. RefSeq names its product monocarboxylate transporter 1-like. Gene Ontology annotation, biological process: monocarboxylic acid transport; transmembrane transport. The record is from RefSeq and is a predicted model, not a curated record. The coding region runs from base 3 to 1484 and encodes 493 amino acids. The transcript has 7 exons. Gene Ontology annotation, molecular function: monocarboxylic acid transmembrane transporter activity. NCBI's taxonomy places the organism in Eukaryota, Metazoa, Arthropoda, Insecta, Orthoptera, Acrididae.